Molecule: messenger RNA, 345 nt
Organism: Trichoderma reesei QM6a
Lineage: Eukaryota; Fungi; Ascomycota; Sordariomycetes; Hypocreales; Hypocreaceae
Exons: 3
Coding region: 1-345 (114 amino acids)
Source: RefSeq, a predicted model, not a curated record
AUGCGGGUGACUACACGUGACUAUGCAGCCUGCCUCCAUCUCCCGAAGAUCACAAUCUUGACCAUCGUAUCAUUCCCGGACAUGGAGCAUACAACAAAGCGACUGAAUAUCAGUGAAGAGACGUGCGUCGUCCCCGACGCCCAUGCAAACGCACUCACCCUGGUGGUCCGUGAGCUGGACCGCGGGGAGGGGAGCCAGCCUCAUAAUCCUCGCACGGCUUGCAUCGGCACCUCGGGAUUAACCUUGAGGCAGACCGCAGAGGAGGAUUCGGAGGCGAGUCGUGUCCAGUGGAGCGAUGUUCCGUUCUCGAUGCUUCUGGAGUUCUGUUUAGGCCCAACGUGGUAA